AUGCCUUCGUUUCUGUGUCUGCCAGCUGUCUGCAUUCUCCUCUUCUACACAGUGUCCCCGUCCAUCUCUCUUCAAGAGUUUUACGUGAGCAAGGAGACCAUCGGGAAGAUUGCAGUGGCCAGCAAGUUGAUGUGGUGCUCAGCAGCGGUCGACGUCCUGUUCCUGUUAGAUGGCUCUCACAGUGUCGGGAAAGGGAGCUUCGAGAGGUCCAAGCACUUUGCCAUGGCUGUCUGUGAUGCUCUGGACAUCAGCCCCGGGAGGGUCAGGGUGGGAGCCUUGCAGUUUGGUUCCACUCCUCAUCUGGAAUUCCCCUUGGACUCCUUUUCUACCCGGCAGGAAGUGAAGGCAAACAUCAAGGGAAUAGCUUUCAAAGGCGGGCGCACAGAGACAGGCCUUGCUCUGAAGAGCCUGCACAGAGGGUUCCCCGGAGGCAGAAAUGGUACUGUGCCCCAGCUCCUUAUCAUCGUCACAGAUGGCAAGUCCCAGGGGCCCGUGGCUCUUCCUGCUAAGCAGCUGAAAGAGAGAGGCAUCAUUGUGUUCGCCGUAGGAGUCCGGUUCCCCAGGUGGGACGAGCUACUCACCCUGGCCAGUGAGCCAAAGGAGCAGCAUGUGCUGUUGGCUGAGCGAGUGGAGGAUGCCACCAAUGGCCUCCUCAGCACCCUGAGUACCUCAGCGCUCUGCACCUCUGCUGAUCCAGAUUGCAGGGUGGAAGCUCACCCCUGUGAGCGCAAGACACUGGAGACCAUCAGGGAACUGGCUGGCCAUGCCCUGUGCUGGAGGGGAUCGAGGCAGACGGAUGCUGUGCUGGCUGUGCGCUGUCCCUUCUACAGCUGGAAGAGAGUGUUCCAGACACACCCCGGCACCUGCUACAGAACCAUCUGUCCAGGCCCCUGUGACUCCCAGCCCUGCCAAAACGGAGGCACAUGCAUUCCAGAGGGUGUGGAUAGGUACCACUGCCUCUGCCCACUGGCAUUCGGAGGGGAAGUCAACUGUGCCCCGAAGCUGAGCCUGGAAUGCCGGAUCGACAUCCUCUUCCUGCUGGACAGUUCUGCGGGCACCACCCUGGAGGGCUUCCUGCGGGCCAAGGCUUUUGUGAAGCGCUUCACGCAGGCCGUGCUGAGUGAGGACUCUCGGGCCCGAGUUGGGGUGGCCAGUUACAGCAAGGACCUGAUAGUGGCCGUGCCUGUCGGGGAGUACCAGGAUUUGCCAGACCUGGUCAGGAGCCUUGACAGCAUCCCCUUCCGUGGCGGCCCAACGCUGACCGGCAGUGCCUUGCUACAGGUGUCGGAGCAUGGCUUUGGGAGUGCCAGCAGGACAGGCCAGGACAGGCCACGCAGAGUUGUGGUUCUGCUCACUGAGUCACACUCCCAGGAUGAGGUGGCUGGGCCAGCAGAUCACGCAAGGGCCCGGGAGCUGCUCCUCCUGGGCGUGGGCAGUGAGAAGGUGCGGGCGGAACUGGAGGAGAUAACCGGCAGCUCCAAGAAUGUGAUGGUCUACACGGACCCUCAGGACUUACUCAGCCAGAUCCCGGAGCUGCAGAGGAGGCUGUGCAGCCAGCCACGGCCAGGCUGCCAAGCGCAGUCACUGGACCUGGUGUUCCUGCUGGAUGCCUCUGCCUCCGUGGGACCUGAGAACUUCGCGCAGAUGCAGACGUUCAUCAGGAAAUGCACCCUCCAUUUUGAUGUGAACCGUGACGUGACACAGGUGGGCCUGGUGGUCUAUGGCAGCCAGGUGCAGACAGCCUUCGGACUGGACACCUAUUCCACCCGCGCUGCCGUGUUGCGGGUCAUGAGCCAGGCUCCCUACCUAGGGGGUGUGGGGUCUGCUGGCACAGCCCUGCUGCACAUCGAUGACAAGGUGAUGUCCAUCCAGAGGGGUGCCCGCCCUGGUGUCCCCAAGGCUGUGGUGAUGAUCACAGGUGGGAGUGGAGCGGAAGAUGCAGCUGUCCCUGCCCAGAAGCUGAGAAGCAAUGGCAUCUCUGUCUUGGUUGUGAGCGUGGGGGCUGUCGUCAGGGAGGCAGUGCGGAGGCUCGCUGGUCCCCGGGACUCCCUGAUCCAUGUGGCAGCUUACACAGACCUACGGUACCACCAGGACGCACUCAUUGAGUGGAUAUGUAGAGAAGCCAAGCGGCCAGUCAACCUCUGCAAACCCAGCCCAUGUAUGAAUGAAGGCACCUGUGUCCUGAAGAAUGGCAGUUACCGCUGCGAGUGCCGGGGCGGCUGGGGAGGCCCCCACUGUGAGAACCGCAUCUUGAGAGGCGAUGCUCCCAUGGCAGAGCCCACAGGAAGACAGCAGCCAACCCCCUCCCAGCAAGCUCCUGGGCAUCUCAGAAUCUGAAAGACACUGUCUAUGGCCCAGUGCACUGCCUGGGGUCCU
This is a messenger RNA of Arvicola amphibius (Eurasian water vole), 2376 nucleotides long. RefSeq names its product von Willebrand factor A domain containing 2 (gene Vwa2). Bases 1 to 2337 code for a protein of 778 amino acids. Gene Ontology annotation, molecular function: calcium ion binding. The transcript is spliced from 13 exons. NCBI's taxonomy places the organism in Eukaryota, Metazoa, Chordata, Mammalia, Rodentia, Cricetidae. The record is from RefSeq and is a predicted model, not a curated record.